AUGAAGACCAUCUUAAAAUCUCAUGGACUGUGGGAUUUGGUGAUAAAGGGAUUUGAUAGUACAGAUAUGAAGAAGUCAGAUGAAUUUGAUACUAAGAAAAAGGAGAAAGAAGUAUCAAGUGGUAGUGGGAAAGACAUGGUUGCUGAGGUACUCAUAAAGGAUGCUAAGGCUCUUGGAUUGAUUCAAGGAGCAGUUUCAGAUGAGAUAUUCCCACGAAUCUCUCAUGAGGAGACAUCAAAAAGUGCUUGGAACAUUCUGCAGCAAGAAUUCCAUGAAGAUAAGCAGAGCUUUGAAUUAAGGCUGGACAGACAUUCUGAAAACAAAACUGAGAAGGCAUUUGCUAGUCUUAGUGUGGAUGCCAAAUCAGUUAAAACUGGUGAUCAAUUUUCUAAGCAAAACAAGAGUUGGAAAUCAAAAGGCAAGAAGUGGGAGAGAAAAACAAAUGACGGUGCUAAAAAUCCUUGCAAGCACUGUGGCAAAUUACACUUUGGAGAGUGCCGAUUCAAAGGAAAACCAAAGUGUUUCAAUUGUGACAAACUUGGUCACAUAGCCAAGGAUUGUUACAGUAAGAAACCAACACAGCAAGUCCACUAUGCCAACCAAGUAGAUGCUACUCCAACUAUGUUUUAUGCUAGCAAUGCAACUAAUGCUAGUAUAAAAGGAGGUGAUGAGGUAUGGUACUUGGACAGCGGAUGUAGCAAUCAUAUGACAGGAAGAGAGGAUCUACUUGUUGACAUUAACAAAAAUGUGACUACAAAAGUUGAAAUGGGAACUGGACAGCUUGUAGAAGUCACUGGUAAGGGCAGUCUUGUGGUUGAAACCAAAAUGGGGAAGAAGUACAUCAAAGAAGUCAUGCUAGUGCCUGGCUUGAAAGAAAACUUACUUAGUGUGGGACAUAUGAUAGAACAUGGUUAUUACUUGGUGUUUGGAGAUCACAAGGUGGAGAUUUACAAUGACAGUUCCUAUUCCAACUUGAUUGCAAGGAUACAAAUGAGAGGCAACCGAAGUUUCCCAAUGAAAUUGCAGGCUGAAAUGCAUCUUGCCUACAAGGCUAAUGUUUGUCACUCUACUGCAAUGUGGCAUAGAAGAUUGGGGUAUCUAAAUAUGAGUAGUCUGAAAUUACUGCAAGAGCAGGAAAUGGUUGUGGGAUUGCCAGAGAUUAUAGCUGUUACAGAAGUUUGUGAAGCUUGUAUUCUACGCAAGCAGUGCAGAGAGUCAUUUCCAAAGGAAGCCUCUACUAGAGCAUCAACCUCUCUAGAGCUUGUACACAGUGAUAUCUGUGGUCCAAUGCAAACAACUACAAAAGCUGGAAAUCGAUAUUUUCUCACUUUCAUAGAUGACAGCACAAGAAUGUGUUGGGUUUAUUUCCUAAGACAAAAGUCUGAAACACUGAGUGUGUUCAGGAGAUUCAAAGCUACUGUGGAGUUGCAAAGUGACUAUAAAUUAAAGAAGCUUAGAAGUGAUCGAGGAGGAGAAUACAACUUAGUGGAAUUUGACAGGUUCUGUGCAGAUAUAGGCAUAGAAAGGCCGCUAACAACUCCAUAUACACCACAACAAAAUGGUGUAGCAGAGAGGAAAAACAGAACUAUUGUAGAAAUGGCAAAGUGUUUGUUGCUAGAGAAGAAGAUUCCUCUUGAACUUUGGGCUGAAACAGUUAAUACAUCAGUUUACAUCUUGAACAGGUGUCUAACCAAAGCUUUGAAUAAGAAAACACCAUUUGAAGCUUAUAGUGGAAGGAAGCCUGGAGUUAAGCAUAUGAAAGUGUUUGGAUCAUUGUGCUAUGCUCAUGUUCUAAGUCAACAAAGGCAGAAGCUGGAUUUGACAAGCAAGAGGUGCAUUUUCUUAGGCUAUAGAAGCUGUGAAAAGGGGUACAGACUUUAUAGUCUUGAAACUGGAAAGAUAAUUGUGUCUAGAGAUGUUGUGUUCAAUGAAAAUGCAAGCUGGGAUUGGGAUACACAGAAGGAAAGAAGUGUGAUGAUUCCAAUUGCUGAACCAACUUCAAGUAAGCAAGGCCAAGAAGGAAGCAGGAUUAACUCUGAAGUACAAGGUGAAGAAGGUGAAACAUUUGACACUAGUGUUGAAUCUAGUGAUCAAGAAAGAAUGCCAAGCUCCCAAGACUUUGAUCACACACCUCGCAAGUACAAGAGUAUUACAGAAAUCUAUGAGAAAUGCAAUAUGUGCAUUAUAGAACCAGAGAGUUUUGAAGAGGCAGCAAAGGAUGAGUCCUGGAAGAAAGCUAUGGAAGAUGAAAUUCUGAUGAUAAACAAAAAUAACACUUGGGAACUUGUGAAUAGACCAUUUGACAAACCAAUUAUUGGUGUUAAAUAG
This is a messenger RNA of Prunus armeniaca (apricot), 2328 nucleotides long. The record is from the annotation of a GenBank genome assembly. Lineage: Eukaryota; Viridiplantae; Streptophyta; Magnoliopsida; Rosales; Rosaceae.